This is a messenger RNA of Haemonchus placei, 1329 nucleotides long. The record is from the annotation of a GenBank genome assembly. NCBI's taxonomy places the organism in Eukaryota, Metazoa, Nematoda, Chromadorea, Rhabditida, Trichostrongylidae.
AUGUGUCCAGCUCCAACUGAGAGGCUUGAAAAGGUCUCAUUCAUUGAAAAUUUCGUGUCGCCAUAUCUUAAAGGACUCAAGUUCACUUUUACCCAGGAUAACCGCAAGCGAAGUUUCGAUCUUGUUCUUCGACACUGUAGCGUGGCUACCAUUCUAUACCAUACAAAGCUGAAAAAGUUCGUGUUUGUGAGGCAAUUUCGACCAGCGGUGCUCAUAGGGCACAUAUUGCGACAACCGGAGAAUUUUGGUAAAAAACUUAGUGAAGUUCGGUGGUCUGACUAUGAGGCAUCUCAUGGCUACACAAUGGAGCUAUGUGCUGGUCUGAUCGAUAAGGAUAUUUCCAUUGUUGACGUGAUGAAAGAAGAAAUUGAAGAAGAAUGUGGUUAUUCUGUAAAGAGCGAGAAUAUCCAUUUGAUUGCCACAUUCAGCAUUGCGGCCCAUGAAUCUGGAGGAAUUCAGUACCUCUUUUAUACCGAGAUCGAUGAUUCUAUGAAAGUAACGGAAGGUGGAGGAAACCCCGCCGAGGACGAAUACAUUACAAAGGUAUUCCUGAGCGAGUCCGAAGUUCUUGACUUUGUUAAUGAUGAAAAUUGUACUGGACCUCCAUCGAUGCUCUACGGAUUACUUUGGUGGUUCGCUCAUAGGCCUCAUCCUAAGAUGACUCAACCAACGGCCACUGCCUACGAAUGGAGGCCCAAAGGCAUGUUGCCUAUGACAGAUUACAAAUUUGAGAAAAUGUCAUCAUCAUCACGAUUUAUUCCUCAUCGAAUGCAGUUCACACUUGGUUCUCUUUCUCGAACCUGGGAUCUGGCGCUAUGUGAUGAUAGUAUUUCUAUACUCUUGUAUAAUGAGACUACAAAAGAAUUGCUAUUAACACAACGAUUCCGACCAGCUGCCUUAGUUGGUCGAGCGCGCCACCUAUCCAACGCGGGUUUCUCGUUGGAAGGGGUCGAUUGGAAGGCACAACCGUUAGAAUGGGCCUACACUUUGGAAAUGUGUAGUGGACAUUAUAAGACGGGCAGUUCAGUGGAAGAAAUCGACAGUCGAGUAAGAGAUAUUGUUGCCAAGAAAUGUGGCUAUCAGAUUCAAUCUUUUCGCUACGUGAAAUCAUUUAUAGUUGGAAUCAGUUUUUCGGGAGAUAGACAGCGAGCAUAUUACGCUAGAAUAAAUGAUUCGAUGCGUAUAAAGGAUUGGACACCCUACGAAGACAUUACACCGAUCUCCAUUCCAUACUCGACGAUUCCAUCAAUUCUCCGAGCAGAUUCACCAAUUGGUCCACCAGCUGUAUUAUAUAUGAUGCAGUGGUUCUUGAACAACAAUGAACAAUGA